AUGAAGCUGUCACAGGCGCUGCUUCUUACCUGCUCGUUGGCCACGACGGUGCUCGGUCUGCCUGACAAACUCGGAAAACGAUGGGGAGACAGCAAAUCCAAAGGAGGUGGCAAGUAUUUCUUCGAGGCCGGCGGCUCAGAGGCGCUGGGUCACUACGACGGCCGCUACUUCCAGGGCGAGGUUGAUUAUGACGCGCACCGUGUUGCGCUGCGGCACCUGAUUCGAAGUUACGUAUCAGUAUUCCGCGCCCUGGGUAUCGACACAUGGCUUGCGCACGGCACUCUGUUGGGAUGGUGGUGGAACGGGCAGAUCAUGCCAUGGGACUACGACCUCGACGUCCAAGUCACGGCCUCGACCCUCCAGUACCUUGGCGACCACUACAACCGGACCAUGCACGAGUACCGGUACGUCGACGAGUCAACCGGCGAGGAGAUGAGCAAGGUUUUGCUGCUGGACGUGAACCCGAACCAUGUCGAUCGGGUGCGCGGCAACGGCAUGAACGUCAUCGAUGCGCGGUGGAUCGACACGAGCAACGGCAUGUUCAUCGAUAUUACCGGCCUUGCGGAGCGGGACCCAGAGAAGGCGCCUGGUGUGUGGGCAUGCAAGAACAACCACCGUUACAAGACCACGGAGCUGUAUCCCAUGCGCGAGACCGAGUUCGAGGGUGUGCCCGCCACGGUGCCGUAUGCUUUCGACACGGUCCUGAUGAGCGAGUAUGGAAAGAAAAGUUUGGUAACAACAGAAUGGCAAGGCCACCAUUGGGAUCCUGAAGUCAAGGAAUGGGUUCUGCAACAGGGCUAG
Diaporthe citri is the source of this 801-nucleotide messenger RNA. RefSeq lists its product as uncharacterized. The record is from RefSeq and is a predicted model, not a curated record. The transcript has 2 exons. Lineage: Eukaryota; Fungi; Ascomycota; Sordariomycetes; Diaporthales; Diaporthaceae. Bases 1 to 801 code for a protein of 266 amino acids.